This is a messenger RNA of Dibothriocephalus latus, 621 nucleotides long. The record is from the annotation of a GenBank genome assembly. NCBI's taxonomy places the organism in Eukaryota, Metazoa, Platyhelminthes, Cestoda, Diphyllobothriidea, Diphyllobothriidae.
AGAAUGGCCGAGGGACGUGCCCGAGCUCGCGAGGAGGCGGAACGUGAACAGAGCCUGAGGGAAGCCCGUCUGGAGGCCAUUCGCAUGAAGGUGCGGCCGGUUGUCCCAGAUGAUCCCACGCGACUUCUAGCGUACACAGCCAAAAUCGAGACGAAAGAAGCGAACUUAUUAACUUGGCUGAAAAUGGGCCGCGUUGUCUUGCUGUGUGACGUGGAGGCAUGUGCCAGUCUAAGUGGUUUCGUUUGCUCUUCAUUUUAUCGUUUUGGCGUCUACGAAGUUGAACUUAUGCCCUGCCUGCGGAGUGCUGUCUAUGGACCUCGCGGCAGUCGACCACUCCUCCACACCAUUUGCUUGUGCCAACUGGGAUAUAAAGCUCCUACUAUGCAGAAAAUAUUCGUGGAUAUCAAAAAUCAACUGAAACCAGUGAAACGACUGCAUCCCCUUAUCGUAUUCCAUGUCAUAGUUACUCUCGUCGUCGAUUUCAACUCCGCGGCCGCAAAGAUUCUGGUCGGUUUCAGCAGUAAAGCGAACCUGAACAGAUUCAGUCCUAUACGCUUCAUUCGACAUUCUAUUAGCCAGAAUCUUGACCUGCCUCCCGCCUUCCAGGCACCACUAUCUUGA